CCAAGAAUGUCACUGUCUGAACAAUACUAUUUGAAGACCAAAAAAACAACUGACUCUCUACAAGAGUUAGAAGAAAGUUGCAUUAGCAAGUGAAUCUGCGAAGUAAGGGACAAAUACACAAUGGGCAAAAAGCACUUAGCCGUUUCCACUCUUCUCGGAUCUUGCGACCACUCUCAGGCUAGGCUUGGAAGUACAGUACGACACUCGCUGACACGCAGAACCGAGUUCCCGUCUCUGGCUUCCGGCGUCCUCCGUUGCUAAGGAGACCGGAAACGCGUCCUAAAGCUCCGCCCAGGCAAACCGUAGAGUGCCGGAAAAAGGGUGAACUGAAGGGUCGGCAAGGGAAAGCGGUAGCGGGGGCUGUGUGGUUUGUGCUACAAUGACCACCUUAGUGCUGGAUAAUGGAGCCUACAACGCCAAAAUCGGUUACAGCCGUGAAAAUGUCUCGGUUAUUCCUAACUGUCAGUUUAGGUCAAAAACAGCACGUCUUAAAACCUUUACUGCUAACCAGAUAGAUGAAAUAAAAGAUCCUUCUGGACUCUUUUACAUCCUUCCUUUUCAGAAGGGCUACUUGGUGAACUGGGAUGUUCAAAGACAAGUUUGGGAUUACCUUUUUGGAAAAGAAAUGUAUCAGGUUGACUUUUUAGAUACUAAUAUUAUCAUCACAGAGCCAUAUUUUAACUUCACUUCAAUUCAAGAAUCAAUGAAUGAAAUCCUGUUUGAAGAAUACCAGUUCCAAGCAGUAUUAAGAGUAAAUGCUGGGGCUCUCAGUGCACAUAGGUAUUUCCGAGAUAAUCCUUCUGAAUUAUGCUGCAUCAUUGUAGAUAGUGGAUAUUCUUUUACACAUAUUGUUCCUUAUUGUAGAAGUAAAAAGAAAAAAGAAGCAAUUAUUCGGAUAAAUGUGGGUGGAAAGCUCUUAACGAAUCAUCUAAAGGAGAUCAUCUCUUACAGGCAGCUACAUGUUAUGGAUGAAACACACGUGAUUAAUCAAGUAAAAGAAGAUGUAUGCUAUGUGUCUCAGGAUUUUUAUAGAGAUAUGGAUAUUGCAAAGUUGAAAGGAGAAGAAAAUACAGUAAUGAUAGACUAUGUUUUGCCUGAUUUCAGUACAAUUAAAAAGGGCUUUUGUAAGCCAAGGGAAGAGAUGGUGUUAAGUGGAAAAUAUAAAUCUGGGGAACAAAUUCUUCGCCUAGCCAAUGAGAGAUUUGCUGUUCCAGAAAUACUCUUUAAUCCUUCUGAUAUAGGCAUUCAAGAAAUGGGAAUCCCAGAAGCUAUUGUAUGUUCAAUUCAAAACUUACCUGAAGAAAUGCAGCCGCAUUUUUUUAAGAACAUUGUUUUGACAGGAGGAAAUUCCCUUUUCCCUGGAUAUAGGGAUCGGGUUUACUCAGAAGUUCGAUGUCUCACUCCAACGGAUUAUGAUGUUUCUGUUGUGCUGCCAGAAAACCCUAUUACUUAUUCUUGGGAAGGUGGAAAAUUGAUAUCAGAGAAUGAUGAUUUUGAAGAUAUGGUGGUAACAAGAGAAGAUUAUGAAGAAAAUGGACAUAGCAUCUGUGAAGAGAAAUUUGAUAUUUAAGAAACGUUGCUGAAUGAAAGUCUUGACUGGUUGUGACUGAAAGAUUUUAUUUCAAUAUUCUUUAUUUUAAAGGAGGUUAAGGACUUGUGUAACAUUUCAUCCUAAGAUAAAGUCUUGAAUUUACAUAAUGUAAAUACUUCUUGAUCCUGUUUUCAGAGGUUGCAGAGCUAGGUUAUUACAGAAGACUAACUCAGCCCGCAUUUUCAUUUAGGAGCUGGACUACCAUAACAGUGCCUAUGCUGUUUCUGAGAGUAGGUUAGCUUUCAUUAGAAUAUCAAAGACUGAGUGCAUUUUAAGCCUUCAUAGUUGAAAGCACAAACUUAACUGCCUCACCAGUCAGUUUUCCUUAGAAUGUGGUCUUGUGUGAUGAUGACUAGGAAUUGGGAAAAGUGUUUUCAGGCUGAUACGAUUUCUCUCUCUCUAUUAGAAACAAGUAUUUAUUAAAAUUGUCACUCUUAUUUGUCCAUACGAAAGGAAAGAGUAAUUUUAUGUGUGUAUGUUUCUUUCUUACUUGGAGUACGUUUGGAAGGGGGAGACUAAAGCCAGUUUAUUAAUGUGUUUUUGGUCACUAUUUUGUUGGCAAAAAUGCAUUAAUUCACUCAUAAAAAUACUGUACUUUUUUUAGGAUGAAAAGAAAUUUGAAGUUGACUCAGAGUUGUUCAAACACCCUUGGUACAAAUGUUAGAAUUUUGUUCUAAAAACUGUUUUAUAUAAUCCACAGGAAGCAUAUUAAGGUGUUAAAGCCUACAGCUUUCCAGUGUUAGGAAACAGCUAUAAGUGACAUUAGUGAAUGGAUCAGGUGGAGUUCUUUGAUCACAAGCAGUAGAAACUCACUUGGGCUACCUUAAGCAAAACAAGAUUUAUUAGCAGAACAGGGGAUCGCUCAUAAUAAGAAGAAGCUGGUCCAACAACCUUAGGAAACUAAGAUCCAGAGUAGUUUUGUGAAUCUCAGUUGCAGAAGCCAAGGAACAGUCCUUAUAGAGCCCUGCCAUCAAAACAUCUCAUUUCCUCUAUUUUCUAUCCUUAGUCAUGUGUUCAUGAAUCAAAUUCCUAGUGCUCUGUUUACCUUAGCUAGAAUCAUGCACCUAUCCCAUGGCUUCAGGGGCUUUGAUUGACAUUCCCACCAGGACCCCAUAGAAUGAAAGAAGGUAGUUCCCCAAAGGAAAAUUGAGGUGAAGAAAUAGAUGCUGGGCAGGCUAAAAGAGCUAUCCACUGUACUUACACUAUAUUUAGUUAGGGCCUGGUCAGCCCUUCCUACACCUAAACUGGUUAUCAUUACAGAAGUUAUAAAGAGACUACAUUUGUGUGAUACCCAGUUACUAUUCUAUAAACUGUGGACAGUGUAGCAAGAAGAUGCUGGUGACAUAAAAGAAGUUUUUGCAACUGUGCCAAAAUUUGAAGGUGAUGUGGUUGCAGGUUAGAAGUCUUGAUAAGUCCCCACUUAAAGGACUUGUUCAGGACCUCAUCCUGGACAGGCAGAAUACUGUCAUCAACAACCAGGGUGCUUAUCCUGUGAGGAACUGGGGUGUCUCUCAAAGCUGCAUUCCCACAGCAUGCCCUAGGCUGAUGUUUCUUGCUAUGGUCUGCUGAGACUGAUGCACACACACAAGCACAUGUGCUUAUUACUACAGUAAUGUCUGUAUACAGUGUAGGUUUCUUAGUGCUCAUUUUUUAGGCACUAAAAAUUCUUUUCUCAAAUUAAUGAAUAUAGAAAUUAAUCCUUCAUCUUUAGUAUCAAAGUUUCCAUCCAAGACCUAUCUCAUUUUGAAACUUUAUUGCUAGAGAUACUGUUUUAAUAUUAUAUAGUAAGUUGACUUCAAAGAGAACAUUUAGCAGUUCUAAAUAAUAUUAUCUGAGGUGAUGCAUUAAAAAUAUUUACUAUUAUGGAAAAGUCUUGGUGAUCCCAAUUUGAGAUUCUUUUACAAAGAGUAUAGUAAGAUCUUAGCCACAUUCGACUUUUAUCAUUUUUAUUGCAAAUUACAUGCAAAGAAAUAACAUGUUCUAGUGCUGGUAAGCCGGAGGGAGCCCUAGUGGUGCAGUGGUUAAGAACUCGGGCUGUUAACCAAA
Trichechus manatus latirostris (Florida manatee) is the source of this 3637-nucleotide messenger RNA. RefSeq names its product actin related protein 6 (gene ACTR6). Gene Ontology annotation, cellular component: Swr1 complex. The coding region runs from base 380 to 1570 and encodes 396 amino acids. The record is from RefSeq and is a predicted model, not a curated record. The transcript has 11 exons. NCBI's taxonomy places the organism in Eukaryota, Metazoa, Chordata, Mammalia, Sirenia, Trichechidae. Gene Ontology annotation, molecular function: nucleosome binding.